AUGGAAUUACGAGUUCAGCCAUUAGCUCAACAAGGUGAAAUGGUUAUAGCCGUUAAUUUGCUUAGAGAUCUGUUUGAGAUCAGAUCUCGAGAUGGGAAAGAAGCUAUAGCAUGGCGCGAGCUCUCCUCCGUUGCUUUCAUCCCUCCUCCUUCCUCGCCGGAAGCAGCGGCAACGCCGCCGAAAAGUCCGGAGAAAUCACGGGUCCUCAUCCUCGGUGGCACGGGGCGUGUCGGGGGCUCCACGGCCACCGCCCUCUCCAAGCUCUGCCCUUCUCUCCAAGUCCUCAUCGCUGGGAGGAACAGGGAGAGAGGUGAUGCUUUGGCAUCAAAACUUGGUGAUAAUUUCCAAUUUGUUGGGGUUGACAUUGAUAAUGUCAAAGCGUUAGAAGCAGCAAUGGAAGGGGUGGAUCUAGUAGUUCAUACUGCAGGGCCUUUUCAACAGGCAGAGAAGUGCAAUGUGUUAGAAGCUGCAAUCUCUACCAAGACAGCAUAUUUGGAUGUCUGUGAUGAUACAAAGUAUGCUUGGCGAGCAAAAUCUUUUCACAAGGAGGCAGUUUCUGCUGGUAUUCCAGCAAUAACAUCUGGUGGCAUUUAUCCUGGAGUGAGCAAUGUUAUGGCAGCUGAGCUAGUGCGUGCAGCCAGAAGUGAAGAAGCCGGAGAACCAGAAAGGCUAAGAUUCUCCUAUUACACUGCAGGUUCUGGCGGAGUUGGCCCUACCAUAUUAGCUACAAGUUUUUUACUGCUUGGCGAAGAUGUUGUUGCCUAUAAUAAAGGAGAAAAAAUCAAAUUAAAGCCAUAUAGUGGCAUGCUCAACAUCGACUUUGGUAAAGGGAUUCGGAAAAGAGAUGUUUACUUGUUGAACUUGCCUGAAGUUACCACUGCACACAAAAUCUUAGGUGUGCCGACUGUCAGUGCUCGAUUCGGUACGUCUCCUUUCUUCUGGAAUUGGGGAAUGGAGGCUAUAGUAAAAUUUGUCCCUGUGGACAUCCUGAGGGAUAGGAGUAAAGUUCAAAAACUAGUUCAACUCUUUGACCCUCUGGUGAGGGCCGUAGAUGGCAUUGCAGGAGAGCGUGUAUCAUUGAGGGUGGACUUGGAGUGCUCAAAUAGACGAAAUACAGUUGCUUUGUUCAGUCAUAGAAAACUCUCGAUAUCGGUGGGAUACUGUACUGCUGCUUUUGCACUUGCCAUUCUUGAAGGGAGUACUCAACCGGGUGUUUGGUUCCCGGAGGAGCCAGAGGGAAUUGCUGUUGAGCAAAGAAACUUGCUUCUCAAUCGUGCAUCCGAGGGAACGAUAAAUUUCAUACUGAACAAGCCUCCAUGGAUGGUGGAAACUGAUCCAAAGGAGGUUGGCUUAGGGAUAUACAUUUGAUGUUGGUUACAUAAUAUCUGGCUGAUAAAUACCCCCUCAGUUUUGCAGAAGAAAUCAAUGUCAUUCUUUCUACCUGUUCAAGUUUGGAGUAACAGUGCAGUUUGUAACUUUUUUGUGUUCUCUAAAAUAUUUGUACUGGAUUGGUCCAACUGUUAAAACUGUCAAUGUACAGAAAUUGUAAUUCAACAAGUUGGCACAAAAUUUCAUUGAAUAAAUGGCAUGUAUUACAUACUGAACA
Messenger RNA from Dioscorea cayenensis subsp. rotundata (Guinea yam), 1606 nucleotides. RefSeq lists its product as uncharacterized. The transcript is spliced from 14 exons. The record is from RefSeq and is a predicted model, not a curated record. Bases 1 to 1368 code for a protein of 455 amino acids. NCBI's taxonomy places the organism in Eukaryota, Viridiplantae, Streptophyta, Magnoliopsida, Dioscoreales, Dioscoreaceae.